CCUUCCUCCCCCCCCCCCCCAAAACACACACGCAAACACACUCUCUGACACUUCUCUCUCUAAAAGCUUCAUCAGCAGCAGAAUCAGAGGCACACAUAGCAGUGGACUAACCAAAAUUUUGCAGCGACAUAAAUCCCUUUCCUUCUAGUUAGUUAUCUAACGGUUUUAUUUUUUCAUUCCCCAUUUUACCCUUACUUCUCUUCUCUAUUUCUCCUUUCAUGCCAUUUUGCUUUUCCCCUCAGUUUCGAAGCCAGCCAAAGCUUUGAUUGCUCUCUCACAGUGUCACACUCAGAUCUUUGUUGUCCGUAGUUGUUAAGAAAAAAUGAUUACCUGGAAGGAUUUUUACACCGUCAUGUCGGCGGUGGUUCCUCUGUACGUGGCCAUGAUUUUAGCGUAUGGUUCCGUCCGGUGGUGGAAGAUAUUCUCGCCGGACCAGUGCUCCGGCAUAAACCGCUUCGUCGCCAUCUUCGCCGUUCCUCUCCUCUCCUUCCACUUCAUAUCUACCAACAACCCUUACGCCAUGAACUUACGCUUCAUCGCCGCCGACACCCUUCAGAAGAUCAUCAUGCUCUUUGCCCUCGCAAUAUGGACCAACUUCACCAAGAACGGAAGCCUCGAAUGGAUGAUCACCAUUUUCUCUCUCUCGACAUUGCCCAACACUCUUGUCAUGGGGAUUCCUCUGCUCAUCGCUAUGUACGGCGGUAGUCAGUAUGACUCAGGUAGUCUCAUGGUUCAGAUAGUAGUGUUGCAGUGUAUUAUUUGGUACACGCUGUUGCUGUUUCUCUUCGAGUACCGUGGAGCCAAGUUGCUGAUCAUGGAGCAGUUCCCGGAGACGGCAGCGUCGAUUGUGUCGUUUAAGGUUGAUUCAGACGUCGUCUCACUCGAUGGUCGGGACUUUCUGGAGACGGAUGCGGAGGUUGGGGGCGAUGGGAAGCUCCACGUGACGGUUAGGAAGUCCAACGCGUCGAGGCGAUCGUUUGCGAUGACUCCCCGACCGUCAAACCUCACCGGCGCCGAGAUUUACAGCCUGAGCUCCUCCCGGAAUCCAACACCCCGGGGUUCGAAUUUCAACCACGCCGAUUUCUACUCCAUGAUGGGGUUCCCGAGGCAUUCGAACUUUGGCCCUGCGGAUUUGUACUCUGUCCAGUCGUCGCGGGGCCCGACGCCUAGACCAUCUAAUUUCGAAGAGAACUGUGCUCCUCCUCCAACGGUUCAAACCGUCAGUUCUCCGAGAUUCGGAUUCUACCCUGCACAGACGGCGCCGGCGCCGGUGUCAUAUCCAGCUCCGAAUCCAGAAUUCUCAUCAACCUUGAGCAAGAGUGUGAGAAACCAAAACCAGCAGCAGCAGCAACAUCCUCAACAACAUUCCCAACAGUCGCAAUUACCUCAGACUCAAGGGAAAGCUAGCCAUGACGCCAAGGAACUCCACAUGUUCGUGUGGAGCUCAAGCGCAUCCCCGGUUUCAGAAGGCGGCGGCCUGCAAGUGUUUGGCGGCACCGACUUCGCAGGGUCGGAGCAAUCUGGACGGUCCGAUCAGGGUGCCAAAGAGAUCCGGAUGAUUGUAGCUGAUGAUCACCCUCCAAAUGGGGAAACCAACAAAGCUAUGCCAGAACCGGAGCUUGGCGGGGAUGAGUUCAGGUUUCCAGCGAAAGAAGUACCAACAGAUCAGGAAGAGAGAGAUCAAAAGGAGGGACCCACUGGGCUGAACAAGCUGGGUUCGAGUUCUACGGCAGAGCUCCAUCCAAAAGCCGCCGGAAAUGCUGAUUCCGGAGUCGGGAAACAAAUGCCUCCGGCGAGUGUGAUGACCCGUCUGAUACUGAUAAUGGUGUGGAGGAAGCUCAUCCGUAAUCCCAACACAUACUCUAGCCUCAUUGGACUAAUCUGGUCCCUCAUUGCCUUCAGGUGGAAUGUGCAUAUGCCGAAAAUAAUAGAGAAAUCAAUCUCCAUCUUAUCAGAUGCUGGGCUCGGAAUGGCCAUGUUCAGCUUAGGUCUGUUUAUGGCACUUCAACCUAAGAUCAUUGCAUGCGGGAACUCGGUUGCAACAUUUGCCAUGGCUAUUCGGUUCCUCGCUGGCCCCGCCGUCAUGGCCGCCGCUUCCAUCGCAGUCGGCCUCCGUGGCACCCUCUUACACAUCGCAAUCGUUCAGGCAGCACUUCCACAAGGGAUUGUUCCAUUUGUGUUUGCCAAGGAGUACAAUGUUCACCCUGCCAUUCUGAGCACAGCGGUUAUUUUUGGGAUGUUGAUAGCCCUGCCAAUUACGCUGGUUUACUACAUACUCCUUGGCUUGUAAGCUGCAAAACAGGGACAAAGUGAAUAGCAAUUUAAAAUAUUUGUUAAAUUUUGGAAGUUACAAUGCAUGCUUGCACCGUUGAAGCCACUGGUGCAAAAUAUGCUAUUACUAACAGGGAGGAGGAUUUCCCGGGCAGGGAGGAUGGGAAAUUAUUUUAAAAAGUGGCAGUAUUCUUAAAACAGAGGAGAUCAUUUCGAUUCUCCACAAAUUUUGGGGGGUUUAAGAAAAAGUUUGACUGAUUAGCCCAAAUCCUCAUGAUUCGGAUGCCCUUCCAAAGUGAUGUGAUUUUUCAGAGACCUCAGGGGAAGGAACUGGAGGAACAAGAUCACAAUAUGGGAGACAACAACAGAGGAAAACAGGGGAAAGCUAGCACAAGCAGAGUCAAUGAUUUCUAGAAGUAGUUCCAUCGUUAUUUGUAUUUGUAAAUUUUAUAUUAAGAAGAGAAGUUAAAAAAGAGAGUUUGGUUUGGUCUUCAAGUGACAGAGUUGAUUUUAAUAAUUAGGUGGGAAGAAAUGGACGUUAGAAUAGGGGGAGAAGGCUUGCUUUUUUCUUUCUCACCUUUUGUUUGGUUAAUCUUCCUUUUUUUUUUUUUUUUUGAAGAUGAAAUGCGUUUGCCUUUGAUUGUUCACUGGUCCUCCAAUUAUUUUCUGUUGUCGUCUUUCCCUUCCCGUCAAAGCCAUUCGAGUUUUAUUCAAAGGGAUUCAUUUUAGGUAAUAAAAGGAAGAUAAUGUCUUUCAUGCA
Molecule: messenger RNA, 3031 nt
Organism: Neltuma alba
Lineage: Eukaryota; Viridiplantae; Streptophyta; Magnoliopsida; Fabales; Fabaceae
Product: auxin efflux carrier component 3-like
Biological process (GO): auxin export across the plasma membrane; auxin polar transport
Cellular component (GO): plasma membrane; endoplasmic reticulum
Molecular function (GO): auxin efflux transmembrane transporter activity
Source: RefSeq, a predicted model, not a curated record